Molecule: messenger RNA, 3301 nt
Organism: Homarus americanus (American lobster)
Lineage: Eukaryota; Metazoa; Arthropoda; Malacostraca; Decapoda; Nephropidae
Product: protein stum homolog
Exons: 4
Coding region: 738-1289 (183 amino acids)
Source: RefSeq, a predicted model, not a curated record
GGUCUCCGACACCCCACUCACCCGCCGUGCCCAGGGUUCCAACACUCACUCACCCGCCGUGCCCAGGGUUCCAACACUCACUCACCCGCCGUGCCCAGGGUUCCAACACUCACUCACCCGCCGUGCCCAGGGUUCCGACACUCACUCACCCGCCGUGCCCAGGGUUCCGACACUCACUCACCCGCCGUGCCCAGAGUUCCGACAGAAACAAUGGAAACUGUUUACAAUAUACGACUCAACAUUUACAGUCUCCGUUAAGUGUGUAGUGACCAUUACUGUAGUGGAUAAAGUGUGUUAACUCAAGAUACAUCCGUAUAUAAGUACCAACUCACAUACAAUGAACCAAUUAAGUGCUUCAGCCUCCUGUAAGUAAUUUCAGACACACGUAAACGAGAAAAAAAUAAAAUAAUCUUUAAAACGACAAAAUCUAAGUCAUAAAUGAUCGAUUUUCAUUUGAGAAAGAAAAUCUGUUUUUUCUCUUAAUAUAAAUAAACUUCAAGUGAAAAAACUAAACCAUAGAAAUUAUUGUAGACAAGAUUAAAAUUUUUGAGUUUAUAUAAAAAAAUAUCCCCCAAAAUAAUAAUAAUAACAAUAAGUAAAUAAAAUAACUUACAAAAUCAACAAAAAUACUCCCCCAAACAAGUUGAAAACAAAAGAUAAUCAAGAAAAAAAAAACGAACAAAAACAAGCCAUCACGUGUUACCUUAUAGCAAAGUCGAAAACAAAAGAGCAUCAGGAUGUCGGAUAUAAACAAAGCGGAGAACGGGGCGACCAACACAGAGGCGGAGGUGACGAAGGAGGAAGUACCCAAGAAGAACGGCUCGAAGCACAAGAAGGACUGGCUGGCUGUGGGUGGUAUUGGUAUUGAGAAGCGAAGACGAUCAUCCAAUGCUUCAUACAGGAUUGAGAAUAACAAGGUGCUGAUAGAGACAGAAGAUGGAGGGGUGCAGGAGCUGGAGAUAGUCGCUACCAAGGAGAAACUCGGCACUCUGAGGAAAGCUGUCCCUACUCUACCUGUGCCUCUAGCGGUGCUCUGCCUCGUGUUGAACCUAAUUCCUGGCUUAGGGACGCUGGUGUCCGGGUUUGCAGUGUUGUGUGGGUACCCUACACACUACGACACCAAGCGGGAGGGUGUGUGUUGGAACAUAGUGGCCGCGGUGCUCCAAGUCAUUCUCACACCCAUUAUCGUCGGCCUCAUAUGGUCGGUCCAGCGGGGGGUCAUCAUCGUGCAGGAGUCUCUACAAAAGAAGAUUGACGAACGAGACGAGAAGGCUGAAGAAAUCGCGUAGGACCUAACUAUCAACCUGAGGGAUUGGUAGGGAGGGCUGUAGGACACACGGCUUCACAGGAGUUUCAGAAAUCUCAGUAUAAACACAGAUCACACUUAUAAUAACAGGAACAUAACUCACAUUAUAAUACAUCCGCUUCAGUAUCGUCUCAGAUACAUACACUAUAUACAACGCCAAGUCUACAGUACACACCACAAAUACACAGUAUACACACACACACACACACACACACACACAUGCCCAGUGAUUUAGGAACUAAGGAAGUGAGUGAGUACGAAUGAUUCAGCAUUUAGAUGGUGAGCCCAGAAUGAAAUCUUUAUAUUAGGUGAACAUCUAUUUACACAGUAUUUUAAAGAGAUAAAUUACUGAUGCGUAACAGAGAGUAUUAAUAAGAGUCAUAAUUCUUUGUAUGUUAGAGCAGUUUUUGUAUAUAACAUUUGUAUGUCUCGUAUAUAUAACUGUUUGUAUAUAGCUGUUUAUAAAGUCCCUUGACGUUUGUGUUUAAAGAUUCUGUUGACAAAGUUACAUACCCAAAACAUCGGUACUUCAUCAAUUUCUGUAGAAAAUAUUUACUUCACUAUGACAUAUUUCUCCUGUAAGUCUAAGUUACAGCGUACAUGGUAAAGAAUACAAAAAACUGUCGAAAACAAAGGGGUCCUGAUACUUUGGGAGUGUAAAGUCCUCAGGAGCCUGUAAACAUAUACACCAAGGGACUUUAUAAACACCUCGUAGACCCAACAGUACAGACGCCGCCUGUGUGCAGCGACGUGAUGCAAGUAAUUAAUUACCUUAUUUUAAUAUUUAUCUAUUCUAUUCCGGUUACACGAUUCAGGUGUUUUUAAUUAAACCCAUUGUAGUUACUUAAAAUGGAUCUGUGUGUGUGUGUGUGUGUGUCUUCGUAUGUUUUACAAAGGUAAACUUAUCUCAUUGUUCUAGUUAGUUAUGAAAUCAUUUGUUCGUCUGUUCAGUCGUAUCAAUAUUCUCACAUCUUUUUCCAAAUAUAUUUCACCAAGUUGUCUAAGUAUUACGUCCAUGUUUUUUUUUAUUUGUAUUUCGUAGAUACAGAAAUUUAAAAUCUAUUUUUUUAUCAAGUUAAAUAAGAUCUCUCGGCUUGUCCUUCUGUGGGUAGCUAACGUAGGCUGCACUUUUUAACAACUCUUAAUGUUAUAACUUCAUCUCGUAAGUAUAAGUAACUUCAACCACGUCUUUACUUUUAAAUAACUACAGUAUAUUGUUCCUUAAUAUAAGUUCUUAUCGUUUUCAAACUUUAUCUUUUUCACGAAAUUAGAAAUUACUGAUUGUAUUGGUGUCUUUCUCCUCCCACGUGUCUCUUCUGACAAUAAUAACCACAGCGUUGAACUUGUGAUGAAAAACUCUCUUUAUAUGUAUAUAUCUAAAUGACUGAAGGAUUGGAACCGCCUCGAGACGAACAAUGUAGGGGAGUUUAUCACGAACACGAUGGCUUAACCAUUUAAUUUUCAGACAAAUUAAUUCUAACCUAAUCAAAUCAAUUAAGCUUAGCCUAACGAAACAACCAAACCUAUAUAGGCUUAACCUAACCUAACCAAAUUAGAUACAAUCAUAGAAAACAUAAAACGUGACUUAUCCUAAUGUACUUUUAGGUCAGGUUCGACUAGCUUGAGUUGUUAGGGUAGAUUAGGUUAAGUUGUUAGGUUAGGUUAAGUUAUUAGUUUACAAAAUUAGACUAGAUAAAGUGCAUCUGAAAAUUUAUAACCAGUUUAGUGGACUUCCUCGGGGCUCUUCCUUAGUGAACACAGCAAUAAUGGUGUCUUAUGCAGAGGAACUUAUCAAACAGUCAUUAUACAAAAUUUCAGUCAGUCGUAAACCUCUCUACUUAUCCAAUAAUGUGUAUGUUUGAAAUCCAUUUUAGGAAUGUUCUUAAGACUUCUUAUAAUACAUUUUUAAUUUCGUUUGAUAUAAUUAUUUGUUCUUGUAAUAAUAUGCUUUAUAUGUGAACGAAUAAAAGCACAAAAUAAAUUGUGUACUCUUAA